Silurus meridionalis is the source of this 4358-nucleotide messenger RNA. RefSeq names its product Ras and Rab interactor 1a (gene rin1a). Gene Ontology annotation, molecular function: small GTPase binding; guanyl-nucleotide exchange factor activity. Lineage: Eukaryota; Metazoa; Chordata; Actinopteri; Siluriformes; Siluridae. Gene Ontology annotation, biological process: vesicle-mediated transport. Gene Ontology annotation, cellular component: cytosol; endocytic vesicle. Bases 311 to 2767 code for a protein of 818 amino acids. The record is from RefSeq and is a predicted model, not a curated record. The transcript has 11 exons.
GCGCAUGCGUAGACGCACAGGAACUUUUGCCAUUUACAAAAAUCACAGUGGAAAUCACGCAGAGGAAGAAGGAGUGUGAAUAAUGCCUGAAUCACAGGUUCACCCACUGGGGGGGGGGAAGAGACUGAACGAGAUCUUCUCACACACGUGGAAGAGGAACUAGAGCUGCCGAUUUCCCCUGUGAGCAAAAACACAAGAGACUCAUUCUACUCUGCUGUGGUCCAGCGGUUCUUCAUGGAUCUGACAGCUUCGUGGCACAAAGUAGUGUUUUAGCUACUGGAACUGUGAGAAGAUCGCCGAGGUGGAAAAGAUGCAGGACGACCACGUGUAUGACUAUCCAGAUGCCCCUCCAGUAGGAGAGAAGAAGAUAUGUCCUCAGCGAGGCUCCUUGAAGAGCAUCAGUGUGCUGGAUCGCCUGCUGCUCACAUACCCCGUAUGGCUGCAGAUGUCUAUAAACUCAGCCACGUCACUUCACAUCCUACAGCGUGAACCCCCAGGGACUUUUCUGGUGCGAAAGUCCAGCACAUCCCAGAAGAAAAUGCUGUGUCUAAGGCUAGCAGAUGACAGCGUACCAUCGUUUGUCAAACAGUUUAUCAUCCGGGAAAAGGAUUCAACUUUCUCUUUGGAAAGCUCAGCUAUAAGUUUCCCAGACCUUUGUAGACUUAUUGCCUUCUACUGUGUGAGCCGGGAUGUGCUUCCAUUUACUCUGGAGUUACCAGAGGCCAUAGCCAAGGCUUCAUCCCAGAAACAGUUGGAAUCCAUUUCUCAUAUGGGUGUGGAGUUCUGGAGUUCUCAGUUAAACUUUCGUGGGCCUCGCAACGGUCCUCCACCAGUACAGGAUGCGCCUGUAGUCCAAAAUUCGAAACCACAACAGUCUAUCACAUCUACUAGCACCCAAGAAACACUGUUCCAGGAGUUUUGCCCGAUUCAAACCCGAAGUCCCUCUGAACUGGAUCAGGGAGCAGGGCAGGGAGCUUUAUGUUUUAUCAACCCACUAUUCCUACAAGAGCAUCCCAUUCGUGGUGCCAUGCACAAGCGUCAUCAUUUUAAACGCAGCAUAAAGGUUCGCGUCUCCACCGAAAACACAAGUUCGCUUUCACCCCCUGUCACCCCGGCACCACCUCCGCCACUAUUCGCGAAAGCCAACUGUAAAGGAAAGAAGGUGCAGGAAAGUGAAGUGGUUCGGACCAAUGAGGAGGAUAAGAGAAGUGUUGAAGCUGUUGAGGAAGAUUCCGAUUAUCUACAGCCUCCUCUUCUUCCAAAGAAAAAGUCUGCCCCAGUCACGAUAACCCUCUCUCCAACGGCCGAGGAGGAGGACUACCAUUCACCGAAAGCUCUUCUGCAGGCCCAUAGAAAAAUCCCUGUGGAGAGUGAAGAGGAAAAUGAGGAGGAGGACAUCGGACUAGUCCUUGAGAAAAGAAAAGCACCAUCCCUCACCGAGUUGGACAGCAGCAGCUCCAUUAGCAGCCUUGACGAGGCCGAAGAGUGUCCUCGCAGGCCUUCCCUCACACAUGGCACUAGUAACCCUAUCAUCCCCUCUCCUUAUCCUCCUCACCAGUCUGUUUCGGCUCUGCGAAAGAUGAGUGCAGCGUUUGUAUCGUUCUUUGUACCAGGGAAGAGAGUCAUACGGCUGGUCGAAGACCUUUCGCAAGACAGGCGUAUGGCAUUUGGUGCUCUGAUACAAGACUUCUUGAAAGAGCAAAGGGAAGCACUGAAUCUCCGGUGCCUGACAACCACGGUGGAGAUGCUGCAGGGUUUGCGUCACUUUAUCAACCAGGCUAAGGUGUUUCUGUUGGAGUGUGGAGAGCUUGAGCCACCAAUCGAGACCCUCGUGCCCGAGGAUGAGAAAGACCAGACACUGGAAAAAGCCCUGUUCCGCUGUGUACUGAAACCUCUGAAAGGGCAGAUUGACGCCGCGCUCUAUAAUGUGCACGAACAUGACGGCUCUAUGAAGAGGCUGACUCAGAGUAUGGCGAGAGCCAGAGACGCUUCGCCGCGAGAGCUUUUUGGAGUGCAGGUUGCUGUGCCUGAUGCUCAUGGCAUUGAGAAGAUAAAGCACAAGAUGUCUCUGAUGAGACGUGCCUAUUCACCCAUCGACAAAGUCAUUUUUCUACUGCAGAUCUGCAAGCUCAUCUAUAAAGCCAUGAAGACCAAUACAGGGCAAGAAUUUGGAGCUGAUGACUUCCUGCCAGCUCUUUCCUAUGUGAUCGUGCAGUGCAACAUGCCCGAGUUUUCUCUAGAAGUGGAGUAUAUGAUGGAGCUGCUAGAAACCUCUUGGCUGACUGGAGAGGGUGGAUACUAUCUGACCAGUGUUUACGCCAGCCUUAGCUAUAUACAGAGUGAGCCAGAUGCUAUGCCUUCCAGUAAACUUACCCACCAAGUCAAGGAAUCCCUGAAGGAGUGGAGCCUCCGUCGUAGCACAGAGUCCAAGAGCCAGAAUGACAUAAAACAGAGGUUUGUAAAGGUGCUGUUCCAAGAUGGAGAGUGCAGUCUGGUAAAGACUUUGCAAUGGAAGGAAGGGUUCAGCGGAGAAGCUUUGGCACAACUCUGCGCCAACAAAUUUGGAGUGGACAAGCCAGACGAGUUUUGCCUGUACUGGAGAAGUAGUGGAAAGUUAAUACAAGUUCCUCUAGAUGCUCAGAUUCAAGACCUGCAGAACCUGGGUACCAGCAGUGCUCCACUCAUUUACCAGCACUCCAAUCAGGAUAUGAAAUCUAGCAAGUUGACCAGAGAGGGAGCGUUGGACCUUUCAGGGGAAGCCUCGUAAUGGGACCUAACGCAGAGAAGGCUUUAAUGUUGUACGUUCAAGGAAAGUGGAGAACAACUUACAAACUACAAUUGAAAAUAUAUUGAAAUGUAAAAUAUGUUACUUUUUCUGAGGUUUUAUUAAUUUAUCUUUAGAUAAGUGUAUAGUGGAAAUAAAAAUCGUUUACAUAGUUGUAGCUGUAUUUUAAUUUAUGUUUCGUGCCAAAUUGUUUAUUUUUCUGUAUUCAUAUGGGACCUAAGAAAACCUUGUACAUUUUGCUAAAUAAAUUCAUUUUUCUGUAAUAACACUAAGAUUGAUGUACACUAUAUGGACAAAAGGUAUUGGGACACCUGACAUUUCUCACCAUAUGUGGUUCUUCUGGAGGUACACAAUUGUAUAGGAUGUCUUUGGAUGUGAUAUAAUAAAAUUGUGUUCACUUGAACUUGAAAACCCAAACCUGUCCCAGCAUGGCAAUGCCCCUGUGCACAAAGCGAGCUCCAUGAAGUUAUGGUUUGCAUAGGUUGGAGAGGAGGAUCUUGAGUGGCCUGCUAUAUGAUCUCAAUCCUAUUGAACACCUUUGGGAUGAAUUGGAAAACUGACUGCACCCCAGGUCUCCUCACCUUACCUCCAUCAGUACCUGACUUUACCAACACCGUUGUGGCUGAUGAACGCAAACGGUCCACAAGCACACCUAUAAAAUGUGGUGGAACAUCUUCCCAGAAAAGUGGAGGGAAUUAUAAGAGCAAGUUGGGACUAAAUGUGGAAUGUGAUGCUUUAAAAAAAAAAAAACUUAAUACCAGGUGUCUGCAAACAUUUGGCAGUAUAGUGUAUGAUGGCAGUGAUGCUUCUAUUUCUAUUAUACUUUCUAUACACUAUUGUACAACAUUUCUUACAUCUUUUCAUUUUGUUCCUCUGUGCUGCACAUUUUAAGUUAUUAAAUUAUCCAUUAAACGCACCUACCCCAUUCAUCAGUUAAAUAAAAAUAAUUGUUGAAUUGAACCUCGGUAAAAUACGCAGGACCAGAACCAGGAUUGUGAAAACCUCAGCUUGUUUAUAAACAACCUUUACGAGUCAACCUGGACUUAAAUGUAUGCAAAUGUUUGCCAUUUGUAGACAGGGUUUCCACAGGGACUUCAAAAGUCUAAAAUAAUAUUUUUCAAAAUCAAAAUCUAGGCCUUGUGUGUUUUUUUAUGUGAUGUAGGUCCUAAAUUUAAUUCUUAAUGGUCUUAAAGUCUUAGAUUUGACUUUGUGAAACCUGCAGAAACCCUGGUAGUGAACAAAAAAAUUGUGAUACUGUGCAAAUAAUGGUCUUUAAGAUAUCAAUAAAAAAAAAAAAAAAAAGAUUCUCCUGUUUUGAGUAUUAUAGCGGUUUCCAUUUUUGUGCUGCAACAAUGACAACAUAGUACUUAUUUGUGGAACAACGUAAUGUUUGUUCUUGGAACGAAAAAAAGAGAACAGAAAGAGCGAACCAAAACAGACUCUGAAAAAUCACAUUUUAAUUAGGUAGGAAAUGCUUCCCCUAGUCAGCAGCCACAGUCUUCAUUUAUAGGAAAUGCCAUAAAGACAGCCCAGUCCACUAAAAAACUGACUUCUGAGGAAACAUUCCACUAAA